AUGGCUCCCUCGUCGAAAUCAAAACCGGAGGAUGAUUUCAUUCUCACCAUCUCCGACAAUGAGGAGGAUUUAACGGAAAAUAUCGAAGAAGAAGUCGCAGCCUCCCCACCACCGUCCAACAAGAAGCGGAAGCGCGCCGACGAAUCCUCCACUACCGCACCCAAGAAAGGCAAAAAAGCUAAGAAGGGAAAGGAUGAUGUGUCGGAGGACGCAAGCAAACCGAACGAGGGCAUAUGGGGCCAGGCAGAGGAAGAUGAUGGGGCUAUGGAUUCCGAUUUCGAAUUUGCUAUAGAGGAUGGGGAGGGAGCUUUGGAGGAGUUCGAAGGGUGGGGAUUUGAUAGUGCGAAGAAUGGGCUCAGUGCAGUCAAGGGGGACAGAAGAGGGGUGGAUAUCGAUGCGAUUAUUGCAAGAAGAAAAGCGAAGAAGGAUGGCACUGGGAAAGUGGAGGAUGCUGUUGUGGCCGGGGAGCCGAGUGAGGAUGCCGAUGAAAACCAAGAAGACAUAGAGGGGCUAGAUCUCGAUAAUCCGGACGACGAGUUCAUGGAUGAGGAUGGGUUCGGAAUGAAUGUGGGCUCCGAUGAGGAGGAGUCUGCUGAUGAGCAGGACCAUGAAGAUUCUGGCGAAGAACAGGAUGACCAACAUGACUCGGACGAUGAGUCUAUAGGAAGCCCAGCUCCACACCCAGAUGACGAUGCGUCAGAAGAAUCAUCUGAUGAAGAAGGGGAUGAGGACGAUCCGGAAGAGGCAGCCCGCCGGGAAGCAUUCUUCGCUCCUGAGGAGAAGAUUGACAAGAAGAAUAAGCAACCUCUGGCUUCAUUUCAAACCAUGUCAUUAUCCCGACCGAUCCUCCGUGGGCUUGCUGCCGUGGGCUUCACACAGCCAACGCCAAUUCAAGCCAAAACGAUACCAGUGGCCUUGUUGGGAAAGGAUGUGGUUGGUGGAGCCGUCACAGGUUCUGGGAAAACUGCAGCCUUCGUUGUUCCGAUUCUCGAACGUCUCCUAUAUCGACCCAAAAAGGUUCCAACUAGCAGAGUGGUAAUUCUCAUGCCGACCCGUGAGUUGGCGAUACAAUGCCACGCUGUUGCGACCAAACUUGCAAGCCAUACCGAUAUCAAAUUCUGUCUAGCCGUGGGUGGUCUCAGUCUCAAAGUGCAAGAAGCAGAACUGAGACUUCGUCCUGAUGUGGUCAUUGCCACGCCUGGUCGGUUCAUUGAUCAUAUGCGCAACUCACCGAGCUUCACUGUCGACACCUUAGAGAUUUUAGUCCUUGAUGAAGCUGAUCGAAUGCUUGAAGACGGAUUUGCAGAUGAGCUCAAUGAAAUCUUGACCACAAUCCCAAAGUCUCGUCAGACGAUGCUUUUCUCGGCAACGAUGACUUCCUCCGUGGACAAUCUUAUUCGUGUAGGCCUGAAUCGACCUGUCAGGUUACUAGUUGAUGCACAAAGGCAAACUGCGGGUACUUUGAUACAGGAAUUCGUCCGUCUUCGUCCGGGCAGAGAGACAAAACGGAUGGGUUAUCUACUCUAUCUAUGUUCAAACGCUUACACGGAUCGAGUCAUCGUAUUCUUCCGUCAAAAGAAGGAAGCUCACAGAGCACGAAUCAUUUUCGGUCUUUCUGGUCUCAAAGCUACGGAGUUGCAUGGUAACUUGAGCCAAGAACAGCGUAUCAGAAGUGUGGAAGACUUCAGAGAUGGAAAGGCAUCAUUUUUGCUUGCCACCGAUGUCGCGUCUCGGGGUCUCGAUAUUAAAGGAGUCGAUACGGUAAUCAAUUACGAAGCACCGCAAUCUCAUGAAAUCUAUCUCCACAGAGUCGGACGAACAGCACGUGCCGGUCGUUCAGGUCGUGCUUGCACAUUAGCAGCAGAGCCAGACCGCAAAGUCGUCAAGGCAGCCGUGAAGACCGGACGCUCCCAAGGCGCCAAAAUAGUCAGUCGGUUGAUCGAAGCUGCAGAAGCGGAUGUCUGGGCUGCUAAGGUGGAAGAGAUGCAGGACGAAAUUGAGGAGGUUUUGAAGGAGGAGAAGGAAGAUAAGGCGCUUGCAAUGGUGGAGAUUCAAGCGACCAAGGGAGAGAACAUGAUUGUACAUGAACAGGAGAUCAAUAGUCGACCAAGGAGGACUUGGUUUGAGAGUGAACAGGAUAAGAAAGCCGCCAAGAAAGCUGGUACGGCGGAACUCAAUAGGGUGGAGAGUGUAUUGAAGAAGAAAGUAGGCAAGUUGAGCAACAAGGAUAAGAAGAAAUUGGAUGAUAGGGGCGCGAGGACUGAGGGAAGGGUGUGGAAGAAGGGGCGGGCGGAGAGAGAUGGGAAGGGGGCUGUGGAGAACCUAAAGGGGGCGAAGAAAGUUAAGGGUGGGAAGCCUGCCUCGAAGGCAAAGGGGAAGUUUACAAAGAAGCGGUAG
Messenger RNA from Venustampulla echinocandica, 2397 nucleotides. RefSeq names its product p-loop containing nucleoside triphosphate hydrolase. The coding region runs from base 1 to 2397 and encodes 798 amino acids. The record is from RefSeq and is a predicted model, not a curated record. Gene Ontology annotation, molecular function: RNA helicase activity; ATP binding; nucleic acid binding. NCBI's taxonomy places the organism in Eukaryota, Fungi, Ascomycota, Leotiomycetes, Helotiales, Pleuroascaceae. The transcript has 2 exons.